Thunnus maccoyii (southern bluefin tuna) is the source of this 985-nucleotide messenger RNA. Its product is annotated as heavy metal-binding protein HIP-like. The transcript has 8 exons. The coding region runs from base 23 to 985 and encodes 320 amino acids. The record is from RefSeq and is a predicted model, not a curated record. NCBI's taxonomy places the organism in Eukaryota, Metazoa, Chordata, Actinopteri, Scombriformes, Scombridae. Gene Ontology annotation, molecular function: protein binding.
UCUAAAGAGGUGAUAUUUCACAAUGAGGAGUGCUGCAGCUUUUCUGGCGUUGCUGCUCUGUCUGUACUGGACGAGGGCUCAGGGUGAGAGUGGAGGGGUGACAGAGAAUGAUAUCACUCAGACAGAGGUUCAGUCUGAGAUCCUGGAUGUUAAAGCAACCAGUGAUCAGACUAACAUCACCCCUGAUAUCUGGGCUGAGCUGGAGGAGCUGAGAGACAUGGUGAUCCAACACAGUGUGGAACUGAGGAAGAUGGAGAAGCUGGAGCAAGAGAAUACAGCCAUACAGGCCAGACUGACAGCCAGUGAAAUCAAGAAUGCAGUUUUGGAGGCCAGAUUGAACACUGCUGAAAACGUGGUGGAGGAGCUCAAGAGGGAGAACACCGUGUUGGAGGCCAGAAUGAACAACUGUGAAAAAGUGGUGGAGGAGCUCAAGAGGGAGAACUCCGAUUUGAAGACCCGAUUGAACACUGCUGAAAACGUGGUGGAGGAGCUCAAGAGGGAGAACACCGUGUUGGAGGCCAGAAUGAGCUCCAAUGAGCUCCAGGUGGAGGAGCUCAAGAGAGAGAAUGCAGAACAACCAAAGGUGGCGUUUUCUGUCGGCCUUACUGACGCAGGAUAUGUUGGACCCUUCAAUACUGAAAUCACACUUAAGUUCAGUAAAAUUUUCACCAACAUCGGCCAGGCUUAUAGCCCAACUACAGGUGUCUUUACAGCCCCAGUCAGAGGAACCUACUACUUCAGAUUCACUGGGUUUGAAACACGGUCUUCAAAUUGGAUGGGUAUUUACCUGUAUCACAAUGACAAGAGAAUUACUAUCUCUGAUGAUAUAAAUGAUAGCCAUGGUUAUGUCAGUGUGUCUAAUGGAUUUGUUCUUCAACUGGAAAAGGGAGAUGUGAUCUACCUGGUUCUCCCCUCAGGCUACCUUGUUUAUGAUAGUGCCAAUAAUCGUACCACUUUUAGUGGAUUCCUACUUUUUGCUAUGUGA